This is a messenger RNA of Gorilla gorilla gorilla (western lowland gorilla), 2537 nucleotides long. It is a transcript of the gene MIPEP, whose product is annotated as mitochondrial intermediate peptidase. Gene Ontology annotation, biological process: peptide metabolic process. Gene Ontology annotation, molecular function: metalloendopeptidase activity. The record is from RefSeq and is a predicted model, not a curated record. Bases 147 to 2378 code for a protein of 743 amino acids. Lineage: Eukaryota; Metazoa; Chordata; Mammalia; Primates; Hominidae. The transcript has 20 exons. Gene Ontology annotation, cellular component: mitochondrion.
CGUCCUGAGGCCGCGCCCAGACCCGGAAGCGGGGCCGUCACGUGGGGCGGCGUGGGCUGCUGCCUUGGAAACGCGGAGCGCGCGCUCCCAGCGAAAGCAGCCCGGCAGGGGUCUGCGUUGGAGGAAGGGACUGCUCCGGUGAUAGAAUGCUGUGCGUCGGAAGGCUGGGCGGCUUGGGAGCCAGAGCAGCAGCUCUGCCGCCCCGCCGGGCGGGCCGGGGAAGCCUCGAAGCCGGGAUCCGGGCCCGAAGGGUCAGCACCAGCUGGUCUCCCGUGGGCGCCGCCUUCAAUGUCAAGCCCCAGGGCAGCCGCUUGGACCUGUUCGGCGAGCGCCGGGGUCUUUUUGGAGUUCCUGAGCUGAGUGCCCCAGAAGGAUUUCAUAUUGCACAAGAAAAAGCCUUGAGAAAGACAGAAUUGCUUGUGGACCGUGCGUGUUCCACCCCACCUGGGCCCCAGACCGUGCUGAUCUUCGAUGAGCUCUCGGAUUCCUUGUGCAGAGUGGCCGACUUGGCUGAUUUUGUGAAAAUCGCUCACCCUGAGCCAGCAUUCAGAGAAGCUGCGGAAGAAGCUUGUAGAAGUAUUGGCACCAUGGUAGAGAAGUUGAACACAAAUGUGGAUUUAUAUCAAAGUUUGCAAAAAUUACUAGCUGAUAAAAAACUUGUGGAUUCCCUUGAUCCAGAAACAAGGCGAGUGGCUGAACUGUUUAUGUUUGAUUUUGAAAUUAGUGGAAUCCAUCUAGACAAAGAAAAGCGUAAAAGAGCAGUGGACCUCAAUGUUAAAAUCUUGGAUUUGAGUAGUACAUUUCUUAUGGGAACCAAUUUUCCCAACAAGAUUGAGAAGCAUCUCUUACCAGAACACAUUCGUCGUAACUUUACAUCUGCUGGGGAUCAUAUCAUAAUUGAUGGUCUCCACGCAGAAUCGCCAGAUGACUUGGUGCGAGAAGCUGCUUAUAAAAUUUUUCUUUAUCCCAAUGCUGGUCAAUUGAAAUGUUUAGAAGAAUUGCUCAGCAGCAGAGAUCUUCUGGCAAAGUUGGUGGGGUAUUCCACGUUUUCUCACAGGGCUCUCCAAGGAACGAUAGCUAAAAAUCCAGAGACUGUCAUGCAGUUCCUUGAAAAACUAUCUGACAAACUUUCUGAAAGAACUCUGAAAGAUUUUGAGAUGAUACGAGGGAUGAAAAUGAAACUGAAUCCUCAAAAUUCCGAAGUAAUGCCCUGGGACCCCCCCUACUACAGUGGUGUGAUUCGUGCAGAAAGGUAUAAUAUUGAGCCCAGCCUAUAUUGCCCGUUUUUCUCUCUUGGAGCAUGCAUGGAAGGCCUGAAUAUUUUGCUUAACAGACUGUUGGGGAUUUCAUUAUAUGCAGAGCAGCCUGCAAAAGGAGAGGUGUGGAGCGAAGAUGUCCGAAAACUGGCUGUCGUUCAUGAAUCUGAAGGAUUGUUGGGGUACAUUUACUGUGAUUUUUUUCAGCGAGCAGACAAACCACAUCAGGAUUGCCAUUUCACUAUCCGUGGAGGCAGACUAAAGGAAGAUGGAGACUAUCAACUCCCAGUUGUAGUUCUUAUGCUGAAUCUUCCCCGUUCCUCAAGGAGUUCUCCAACUUUGCUAACUCCUGGCAUGAUGGAAAAUCUUUUCCAUGAAAUGGGACAUGCCAUGCAUUCAAUGCUAGGACGUACUCGUUACCAACACGUCACUGGGACCAGGUGCCCUACUGAUUUUGCUGAGGUUCCUUCUAUUCUGAUGGAGUACUUUGCAAAUGAUUAUCGAGUAGUUAACCAAUUUGCCAGACAUUAUCAGACUGGACAGUCCUUUCUGGCAGUCUGUGAAGUUGACGGUUGGUACCUAGUUGUCCACACUGUAUGGACUAACUGCCUGGCUACCUUAGACUCAGCCAGGCCACUGCCAAAAAAUAUGGUGUCUCGUCUUUGUGAAUCUAAAAAGGUUUGUGCUGCAGCUGAUAUGCAACUUCAGGUCUUUUAUGCCACUCUGGAUCAAAUCUACCAUGGGAAGCAUCCCCUGAGGAAUUCAACCACAGACAUUCUCAAGGAAACACAAGAGAAAUUCUAUGGCCUACCAUAUGUUCCAAAUACUGCCUGGCAGCUGCGAUUCAGCCACCUCGUGGGGUAUGGUGCUAAAUAUUACUCUUACCUCAUGUCCAGAGCAGUCGCCUCCAUGGUUUGGAAGGAGUGUUUUCUACAGGAUCCUUUCAACAGGGCUGCCGGGGAGCGCUAUCGCAGGGAGAUGCUGGCCCACGGUGGAGGCAGGGAGCCCAUGCUCAUGGUUGAAGGUAUGCUUCAGAAGUGUCCUUCUGUUGAUGACUUCGUAAGUGCCCUCGUUUCUGACUUGGAUCUGGACUUCGAAACUUUCCUCAUGGAUUCUGAAUAACAGAAACACUCUACACCUCUUAAAUCAAGGUCAUGUAGAUAAUGACUUUGUUAUAAAUGCUACAGCUGUGAGAGCUUGUUUCUGAUUUCAUUGUUCACUUCUGUAAUUCUGAAAAACUUUAAACUGGUAGAACUUGGAAUAAAUAAUUUGUUUUAAUUA